Peronospora matthiolae is the source of this 3645-nucleotide messenger RNA. The record is from the annotation of a GenBank genome assembly. Lineage: Eukaryota; Oomycota; Peronosporomycetes; Peronosporales; Peronosporaceae.
AUGUGGACCGUGCUCUUUGGCGACCACGAAGAGGCAGAAAACGAACCAGCGGAUGCAGCUGCUGCUACUUCCGCCGUCAAGACGCGCGCGCUGUCGCCCGAGGCUCCGACAGCGCCCGUGACGCCCGUGGCGUCUCCUGAGCCUCUUGUGGCCGCUCCAGAUGCACACGUGAGCGCUCCAAUUGGAGAAAAUUAUGGGAAUCGACGAGAGGAGAGCAAGGACUCGGCUAUGGCCAUGCUCCUGAAGCGACUGAACAACUUGAUGGUGAAAGUGGGACAGCACGAGUUUGAGAAGAAGACGCUGGUGGAUCAAAUGGUGAAGGAGAGAGCGUCGUUGGUGGCGCAGAUUGAGCAGCUGAAGCAGCAGGUGGAGGAUGUGAAAGAUCAGAACGUGCAGCUGCAGUACAAAGUCGAGUUUACGUCGGAACCUAUGCUCAUGGAGAAAGUGCAGGAUAUCACGGAUAUGCGCGACGCGCUAGCUGAUGUGAAGAAACAGUUGGAGGUGGAGCUUCACGAAAAGGAGAAAGAGUUGAAAGAGCUGAAGAGUGCUUUGAAGGCAAAGGAUAAGCACAUUGAUGAAGCUCGAGAAAAGUAUGUGAAGCAGACAAACGAUGUUGAAAAGCAGCUGAAGGAGAAAGAGCUGGCACUGCAGAAAGCCACGGAGCAGAAAGCAGGAUUUGAAGCAUCCUUGGUCGAGAAGGAGCACACUCUGAAUGCAGUCGAAGCUACAAAGGCGGAGGUGCAACAAAAACUGGUGGAGGUUUUGUCUCAAAAUGAGGUGUACGCGAAAGAACUUGAACAGCUGCAACGAGAGUUGGAUAAAGUUGCUUGUGAACGGGAGCAGACGAUGCACCAAGUGCUAGAUGACGACCGACAGAAGCUGGAGAUUCUGGAGAAGCGCGCACAGGAACAAGAAGCACUUGCCGUUGAAAAGGCGCAAGAGUUGGAAGAUUAUAAACACGACUGUGUGGAGCUGUGGAAGACGAAUGAGGAGUUGAAGCAGCAGAUUGCACUCGCGUCUGCUGCAGCUAUGACCAAGCAGGCGGAGUUUCGAGAAAAUGCGUUGUCAGGUCAAAGUCAUCUACAAGCCAAGGUGAGCGAGCUAGAAAGCCAGCUUGAAGAGCUACAGGGAGAACUCGGUCGGAAGGACAAUCAGAUUGCGAAGCUGCAGACGGGGAUAGAGAGCCGCGCUGUUGUCGAUGAAGCAGGUUCAGGAGAGGACGACGACAAGUUUGUGGUGGUCGAAGGUGGCGAAGGCGCUAUUGGUGUGCUAACGGAGCAGGUUGCGACUGCUCAACGCGAGUUGACCGAGUCCAUGGAGCUGAAUCUGCACUUGAACAACCGCAACGCUUGGCUGGAAGAGCAGUACCAAAUGCUGUCUUCGGUGCAGUCAGAAGGCGACGAUGAGCACGAAAGCGCAGAUCUUAUGAGACACUCGAUGGAGGAACGCGGUGCAGCGCUAGAGCAGGAGUUACAGGAAGCUCAGCAUGCUGCGAACGAGAAGGCAGAGCACGUGUCGAAUUUGGAGCGGAAUUAUAGUGCCCUAUCGACUGAAUUUAAUCGCCUUCGUUCUGCACACGACGCUCUGGUUGAAGUCAAGCAAGUCGACGAAGCUGCGCUAAGCAAUCUGAGGCAGGAGCUGGAUUCGCUUCGCUCUUUAGAGGUAAGCGCUGUCGAGAAGGACCAAGCACUUUUUACAAAGGACCAGGAGCUGGCAGAACUUCGCAUAGCAAACGCCGCGCUGUCUGGCAGUGUUGAGCACUUGCGCGACACCACGAGCCAAUUGCAGCAAACUCAUGGUGCGUUAGUACAGGCGCAGAAGAGUCUUGUCGAAGCCGAAGCUACCAACUCAGAACUUAAGCGCGAGCUAGUCGAACUGAGGGAGAUCGCUGAUGCUGCGUCGGCGAGCGACGAGCGUGCCGCUGCGGCUCAGAAUGAGCUCAAUCAGGUCCAAUCGGAAAAAAGUGAACUGGUCGCGGAGUUGGCUCGUUCUCAUCCUUUUGUCAACGAUUUACAGCUGAGAGUUCAGGAGCUGGAAGGCCAUGUAGACAACCACAUGAAUGAGAAGAGGACACUAGAGCAACAGCUUCGGAACUUACAGGAGAUGGCGCAGGAGAAUAUGGACAGUUCCUUUGAGCUCCAAUCGAGCUUGGAAUCUACCAUGGAGGAGUUGGAAAAGACUCAAAUACAAAUGCGAGCUGAGCAGGAGAAGUGCAAGAGCCUCCAACAGGAAGUUGAGACAGUCAAGCAGUCGUCUGUUCCUCGCGAGGAGCUCGAUCGUGCCCAGAAUGAAAUCGCAAGCCUGGAACUAAAGAUACGUCACUUUCACGAUCUGGAGCAGUCUCUGACUCAACAGUUGCAGGAUGCGGUACACUCAAAGGACGAGGUUGCCGCGGAACUGCAGACAGUGUGCUCGGAGCGCGUCGCUGCUAACGAAGAAUACAAGACACUGAAGGCAUUGUAUGAACAGGCAGCAGCGCAGCUGACCUCCACACAGUCUUCGGCAAGCGAGCUGCAGCGCUCAAAUGAUGAUCUGACGCACUCAUUGGAGCAGGCUCGUGCCAAGGUGAUGCAAACCGAGCAGCAGCUUAACGCGAUGCGUGCAGAGCAUGGUGACCUACAGAGGCACGUCGAGUCACUGGCGAAGAAGAACCUAUCGUUGGUGUCCGAGAUUCAAAGUAUGCGAGACGAAGCCGACAACCAGCAGACGGUAGUUCGCGGUCAACUUGAGAAGCUUAAAGUGGCAAAUGCCGACGUCGAGGGUCAGCUCGCAGAGGCUACUCAGGCACUUCGUGAUAAGGACACUGAGAUUGCUGCUGUAACCCUACGCAGCCAGAAGGACAUGGCGCAACUCGAGGAUCUUGUCAGUCGCUUUAAAGCAGACAGGCAGAGUUCCGAGCAGAGGUUAGCACAGCUCAAUGCUGAAUGUGAGCACCUUCGUCAAGCUCAUAGUGAGGUAAAGACGAUGGUAGACCGCUCUCGGUAUGAUCUGGAGCAGGUGCGCGCGCAAUUGCAUGCGACUACGCAAGAAAAAGCGUCGUUAGAAGCGAAAAUUGACCAGUUGCGCGGUUCCAACGAAGAAAUAGCACAUUUGCGUGAGCAGCUGGAUGAGCACAAGCACAUGCACCAGAGACUGGAGGAGACGAACCGGGACUUGAAUGACUUGUUGCAGAAAUCCAAGGCAUACUGCGACGAGCUGUCCCGUGACAGCGAGGACAAGAUCAGCCGUGUACGGGAGUUCACCCGCCACGUGGAGCAGGAAGCGCGUGACGAGAUUGACCGUAUCGCGCACGAAAAUGAAUUGCUUCGAGACGAGUUGGCGCACUUGGCCCGGACGCGCUUUGAGGAGACCAACGCGCUCGAUGAGUUCCGCGUGAAGCUUGCUGAGCUGCAGGCCGAAAACAAUGUGCUGUCGGCGCGUGCUUGUCGUCUAACGCAGCAGUUGUCGCAGUACACGGAUCUUCCAGAAGAUGACGAGUUGGCAGCGGGAGAACAAGGCCCAGCGCCAGAUCUGUGGAAGCUGCUUUCCUCGGGUAUGGAGCAGCUGAAGGCUGACCUGGAGCUUGCCAGUAAAUACGCAGCUAGUAUCGACGCUGGAAGUGUCGAUGGUGGUAUGGGGGACGAAUCCUUCACGAAUGCAAGCUAG